Molecule: messenger RNA, 565 nt
Organism: Manis pentadactyla (Chinese pangolin)
Lineage: Eukaryota; Metazoa; Chordata; Mammalia; Pholidota; Manidae
Product: succinate dehydrogenase [ubiquinone] cytochrome b small subunit, mitochondrial-like
Exons: 1
Coding region: 33-512 (159 amino acids)
Biological process (GO): tricarboxylic acid cycle; mitochondrial electron transport, succinate to ubiquinone
Cellular component (GO): mitochondrial envelope; membrane
Molecular function (GO): ubiquinone binding; heme binding
Source: RefSeq, a predicted model, not a curated record
UCGCUGGGUGACCUUGAGCUUUCCGGAGUGAGAUGGCGCUGCUCUGGAGGCUGAGCAUCCUGCGCGCUCCCCGAGGCGGACAAGCUCUUUCCCUCCAAAGCCCAGUGGUCAGACCUGCUCAUGUCUCAGCAUUUCUUCAGGACCCCCAUGCCCCCGAAUGCUGUGGAGCGCAGCACAUCAACCUGUCGCACGGCUGCCACUCCGGCUCCAAGGCGGCAUCUCUCCAUUGGGCUUCCGAGAGGGUUGUUAGUGUUGUGCCCCUGGGCCUCCUUCCAGCUGCUUAUCUGAACCCUUGCUCUGCGAUGGACUGCUCCCUGGCUGCAGCCCUCACUCUCCACAGUCACUGGGGCCUUGGGCAGGUUGUCACUGACUGCAUUCCAGGGGCCACAGUGCAGAAGGCUGCCAAGGCGGGCGUCCUGGCACUCUCGGCUUUGACCUCCGCUGGGCUCUGCUACUUCAACCACUAUGACGUGGGCAUCUGCAGGGCUGCGGCCCUGCUGUGGAAGCUCUGACCUUUUGACUUAGUGCUUUGAGAAUCGAUUGUAUACCUCUGCUGUCCUGCCAU